Molecule: messenger RNA, 1383 nt
Organism: Hevea brasiliensis (rubber tree)
Lineage: Eukaryota; Viridiplantae; Streptophyta; Magnoliopsida; Malpighiales; Euphorbiaceae
Product: protein RGF1 INDUCIBLE TRANSCRIPTION FACTOR 1-like
Exons: 4
Coding region: 220-975 (251 amino acids)
Source: RefSeq, a predicted model, not a curated record
UAAACCAAACGCAUCUAAUUUUUGGUUUAGCUUCGGAUAUAGGUUCGGUGGUAGACUUUUGAGCCAAAGAUAAGCACCUCCCACACACACACCCCUCCCCCAUCCUUCACCCACCACUACAAGCUUCUACCCCACCUCCUUCUUCCUCCUCUUCUCUCUCUCUUUCCUAGCAAGAAAGAUAGAAAGAAAGCUCCUUUUUCUUUCUCCAAAUUUGUCCGGAUGAUCAGCACUGAUCAAGAAACCACUGUGAGAGAAUUCAAACCCAAAAGCAGAAGAAUCAUGGGUGGUGGAGGCCCUGAUGAUGAUGAUGGAACUGAUGCUGAUAAAGAAGAUAUCGAGUGGCCGCCAUGGCUGCGUCCUCUUCUCGAAACAAGCUUCUUCGUUCAAUGCAAACUUCAUGCUGAUGCUCACAAGAGCGAAUGCAAUAUGUAUUGCUUGGACUGCAUGAAUGGAGCCCUUUGUUCUCUCUGUCUCUCAUUUCACAAAGACCAUAAAGCUAUUCAGAUAAGGAGAUCAUCAUACCAUGAUGUGAUUAGAGUUUCUGAGAUUCAGAAAUACUUGGACAUUACAGGAGUGCAGACCUACAUUAUCAACAGUGCUAGAAUUGUGUUUUUGAAUGAGAGGCCUCAGCCUAGGCCUGGUAAAGGUGUCACCAACACUUGUCAAGUCUGUGAGCGUAGCCUUCUUGAUUCUUUCAGUUUCUGUUCCCUUGGUUGCAAGAUUGUUGGGACAUCAAAGAACUUCAGGAAGAAGAAAAUGUGCAAGGAAAUGAAUGGAUCAGACACAGAAGAAUCAAUGAAUGGCAAUGGCAUUAUCAACAACAAGGGAAAUAAUGGAAAUGGUAAUAAAAGGAAAAUCCAAAGCUUUACACCAUCGACACCACCACCAACUUCUGUGAAUUACAGGGCUACUGCCAAGAGGAGGAAGGGAGUCCCCCAUAGAUCUCCAAUGGGAGGAUUCAUCAUAGAAUACUAGCUCUAUCUACCACUCUAAGAUAUUACUCAUAUACAAAUCCUCAGAACCCAGCUGCAGGUUGGUCACUCACAUCUGAGCCUUUGUGCUAGGAGGCCGGUGUUGCAGAGUGAUCAUCGUCUAAAACUCCUUCUUGUAUAUAGAAAGAACAGAAAUAAGUUAAAUGGUGAAGUGCUCAAGAAAGAAAGAAAGAUGAAGAACAAAUCAACAAUAGAAAAUGAUAUAUUAAGAUGGGGGUGUUAGAUUUUAGCAGGAGUUUAUCUACGUAUCAUGUAGGCUUUUGAUACUAAUUUGUGAGAUGUGCAAUAUGUACAUAUGGUAUGUAGCUUGUCGACAACUAUAAUGUACUGUGAGAAAUGAAUGAAUGAAUGUAAGAAUAUAUAUAUAUAUAUAUAUAUAUGUUUUGAGUUA